AUGUCUAGCAAACCCUUUAGUAUCGCUUAUUUGAUCGGUGAUACCAUACGUGACAAUCACUGUAAUCAAAACUGUAAAGAUUUCAAGACUGAUUCUGAACCUAAAAUAGUCUCACUACCUGCUACAUUCUCGGCCAGUAAUACCAAUAAUUGUAUUGCUAAUAAUUUUAUUGCCAAUGAUGAUGUUUAUGAUGACGAAGUAUCAGAAGAUGCUUGUCAAUCAGUUAUUAUCAAAGAUUAUCAUGAAGCACUGCAAAAUGUUUCUGUACGUUUAGAAGGUUCAACAUUAUGGAACAGGUUUCAUGCAUAUGGUACUGAGAUGAUUGUGACAAAAACUGGAAGACGGAUGUUUCCAACGCUGCAAGUAUCUGUUUCCGGUCUACAACCUUCCAUGCGUUAUUCGUUGAUGGUUGAUCUGACUUGUAUCGAUAAUAAAAGAUACCGUUACGCUUUUCAUCAAUCUAAAUGGAUCGUUGCAGGACCGGGAGAAGCAGAACUGCCAUGUCGAGUUCACGUGCAUUGUGAAUCUCCUGCUUCUGGUGAACACUGGAUGCGUCAGACAGUAUCUUUUGACAAAAUCAAAUUAACUAAUAAUCAACUUGAUCAAAACGGCCAUAUUAUUGUGAAUUCGAUGCACCGUUACCAACCAAAUAUUCACAUUGUGGUGCAUGCGGAUGAUGGUCAAGGACGACUAUGUCGGACAUUUUCAUUUUCUAAUACAGCUUUUAUGGCUGUGACUGCUUAUCAAAAUCAUCGGAUAACAGAACUGAAAAUCGAGAGCAAUCCAUUUGCUAAAGGAUUUCGUGAAUGUGAAAUGAACGAUACAUUUCCACUGCUUAUUAAUCCACUAUUUCCACUCUAUACUACACUAUUAACGUCUCAUUUUCGAGCUACAAAUUCCUUUAAUCAAUAA
Messenger RNA from Thelazia callipaeda (thelaziosis nematode), 912 nucleotides. The record is from the annotation of a GenBank genome assembly. NCBI's taxonomy places the organism in Eukaryota, Metazoa, Nematoda, Chromadorea, Rhabditida, Thelaziidae.